AUGUUCAACCAAAACGCCUACGGCCAGCCGUCACAGGGCUACGGGCAAGCUGAGCCCCUUGCGUUCUACCAGGGAUCGUCGUCGCAACAGCAAGGAUGGGGCCAGGGCAGCAUGGCUUCGGGGAGCAACUAUGGCGGAAACAUGGGCAGCAUGGGCAACAUGGGAAGCAUGGGCAACAUGUCUAGCGGAAGAGUCGGCGGCAUGAUGCAGGGAGAAGGAAAGUGGUGGCACGCGUUUGGAACCGGCGGACUUGAAGGAGAACCGAGCCUGAUGGAGGAACUGGGAAUCAACCCGUCCCACAUCGUCCAGAAGUCACUCACGGUUCUCAAUCCCAUCGCCAAGGUCGACACUAACGUUAUGGACGACGCCGACCUGGCUGGGCCGCUCGUGUUCUGUUUCGCGUUUGCCUUUGUCCUGCUUCUUUUCUCCUACAUCUACGGCGUCGGUGCCCUCGGCACGAUCGCCAUUUACACGCUGCUCAAUCUCAUGAGCGAGAACGGUAUCGACGCCUACCACACGGCGUCUGUGCUUGGCUACUGCCUCCUGCCGAUGGUGCUCGGCGGACUAGGUGUCGGCAUCGGCGUUGCGCAAUCCAUCGGAUAUGCGCUUUCUGUCAUCUCCGUCCUGUGGUGCACGUACUCGGCGAGCUCGAUCUUCGUCGCCGUCCUGCAGAUGAGCCACCAGCGGCUACUCGUGGCGUACCCGAUCGGUCUGUUCUACGGGUGCUUUGCGCUCCUCAGCAUCUUCCAGGUGGCCAAGUAG
Trichosporon asahii var. asahii CBS 2479 is the source of this 762-nucleotide messenger RNA. RefSeq names its product vesicle-mediated transport-related protein. Bases 1 to 762 code for a protein of 253 amino acids. The transcript is spliced from 3 exons. Gene Ontology annotation, biological process: vesicle fusion with Golgi apparatus; endoplasmic reticulum to Golgi vesicle-mediated transport. Lineage: Eukaryota; Fungi; Basidiomycota; Tremellomycetes; Trichosporonales; Trichosporonaceae. The record is from RefSeq and is a predicted model, not a curated record. Gene Ontology annotation, cellular component: trans-Golgi network.